Messenger RNA from Boeremia exigua, 1416 nucleotides. RefSeq names its product GTP-binding protein rho2 precursor. Lineage: Eukaryota; Fungi; Ascomycota; Dothideomycetes; Pleosporales; Didymellaceae. Bases 431 to 1042 code for a protein of 203 amino acids. Gene Ontology annotation, molecular function: GTPase activity; GTP binding. The record is from RefSeq and is a predicted model, not a curated record. The transcript has 3 exons. Gene Ontology annotation, biological process: small GTPase-mediated signal transduction.
CACGCACCACACCACGCACCACGCACCUCGCCCGACUCUCCAGCACGUCCGCGUCCCACCCGCAGCGCCCGACCGUCGACUAUUGCCGCGCCCUGCACGCCGCGCCCGGCCCCGCCGCUGCUAUUCUUAAGCCUGCGCCCGCCCGCCCGCCGUCUGUCUCGCCGCCUCUCGCUCUCGCCCGCCGCUCGCUGCCAGCCCUCCCAGACACGCGCCCUCACACGCCCGCCCGCCGCCUCGCUGUCUCGCCCUCGCCCAGCACCUUGCUCUGCGCUGCCCGCCGCUGCCCGCACCCCCCGUCGCCAGCCGCCGUCCGCCGUCCGCGCUGCUCGCUCGCCCGCGGCCCUCGUCCUGCCCGCGCUCUCUGUCGCGACGCCCGCCGCCCGCCUGCAACCGCCGCCCGCCCGCACUGCCUCCACGGCCCCCGCCCACCAUGUCUCAGCAGCAGAACAAUGGCGAGCCGGUCAUGCGUCGGAAAUUAGUAAUUAUCGGCGAUGGAGCUUGCGGCAAGACUAGUCUUCUCAGCGUAUUCACCCUCGGCUACUUCCCAACCCGUUAUGUUCCCACCGUCUUUGAAAACUACGUCACAGACUGCAGAGUAGACGGCAAGUCGGUCCAGCUGGCCCUCUGGGAUACCGCCGGCCAAGAGGAUUACGAACGCUUACGCCCGCUCGCUUACAGCAAAGCGCAUGUCAUCCUCAUCGGUUUCUCCGUCGACUCACCUGACUCGCUUGAGAACGUCAAGCACAAGUGGGCUGAGGAGGCACGUGAAAGAUGCCAAGGCAUCCCCAUCAUACUCAUUGGCCUGAAGAAGGAUCUCCGCGACGACCCCCUUGCCCAGGAGGAGAUGAGGAAAAAGUCGCUCCGUUUUACCACGCCGAAGCAGGGCAGCGACAUGAAGGAGAUGAUUGGCGCUCGCAAAUACCUUGAAUGCUCCUCGCUGACAGGAGACGGUGUUGACGACGUCUUUGAAGCUGCUACGCGCGCUGCACUAUUGUCCGUCGACAAGAAAGAGGGCGCUGGCUGUGGCUGCGUGGUCCUCUAAAAGGCCAAGCCCUCUGCGAGCUUCUUUCGCGUAUCGUUAGCAUUGGGCGGCGUUAUUUCUUCUUUUGGGCCAUCACCAAAUGCCAGGCGUUCUUAAGCGUCUGCUGCAUCUGUUUCCUGCGUUGUUUGUCUACAUUUCAGUUCGAAAAGCUCCUGUGGCCAUGGUGGUCAGAAUGCUUCAGUUCUCCUGGACAUAUUAAGCAUUAGGGUUGUUGCCAAAGGGCGGACAUGUGGUCUGGCGGACUAAUGACGAUGACGGGCUAUCAUCCGUCGUCACUCUCUGCCUGUAUGGGCGAAGCAUAGCUUUGGGAAAACCUGGUCGGAAUCGGGUACAGCAUAUAACUGCCGAGCGCUAAUUUUAUCACGCAUAACCAU